This is a messenger RNA of Wasmannia auropunctata (little fire ant), 3420 nucleotides long. RefSeq lists its product as uncharacterized. The transcript has 10 exons. Lineage: Eukaryota; Metazoa; Arthropoda; Insecta; Hymenoptera; Formicidae. The record is from RefSeq and is a predicted model, not a curated record. The coding region runs from base 651 to 2954 and encodes 767 amino acids.
AUCUUAAGACUAUACUUAAGACGAUCUUGAAAAUAAGCCUUGACUAUGAAUACAGGCCAUGUCCAUAAAAGUGUCAUUACAUACAAAUUGCGCAUGCGCAUUAAAAACUUGGCAUUGAAAAAAAGUGAUGUAUCGUAACCUACAGAUACUAUGUUAACUGUGUAAGUUACAGGUAAGUAGCUACUGUGGCCUACGAUCAGAAUCUUAUUUUUUACUUUUACGAUCUCUUUCUUCGCAAGAGAGGCAUUUGGAUUUCCAAUUAUUCUAGUGGCACGGUUAACAUUUGUGUUCUUUGUCUAAGUUUGGUAAAAAUAAAAAGGCAGUAAAGGAAGUUGACUGUCGCUGUAAAAUUGUCAAAAAUGAUUUGAUAACGAGGUUAGAGAUUUCUAAUUAAUAGAAAGAAAUAACAGAUUUUUGGAAAGAGAAAUCCGAAAAAAGGCAAUUUGGAAAGAACAGAUGUUGGUCAUACGAGUAAUAAACAUCAUUGUAACAAAGUCCAAUCGAACCAAUGCAAUAGAUAAUAUGGACAAUAGUGCUCCUGGAUAUGUUCCGUAUCACACUGAGGUUAUGUCACACGCGAUGGACUGACAACAUUUUUUGAUUUCGGGCGCUUUAAAACAGAAGAACGCGUCCAGUGAGAAAUUUAUAAUAUGAUACAUCCUUUCCUCGAGGAAGAUGCCUGGUGUUACUGGGUUGUUUCAGUUGGUGCCCUGCUAUCAUUCCUCGGCCUCGUUGCUGCUUGUAUCUGCAGUUGUCGACGAAACGAGAAUAAGAAUGAAUUUUUGGGGCUUGCUGGAAUGGUAACACUGAAUAAUUCUGAAACAGACAAUUUCAACAGAAUUCUGACAUUAGAUGUAUCCCAGGUUGUUAAGCAGGAUGUCAACGAUGGAAAAAGGACUACAAGUGCCAAUAGAAGUCUUCCAGAUAUUCCAAAAGAUAAAAGCAGAGAACAUGAGGACAUGGUAGAUACAGGGCCUCAAGAUAUUUAUGAAAUUACUGAGAUUAUGGGGGACCAUUCAGAAUUGUAUGCUACAGUCCAGGAUGCAGUUCAAGAACAAAUGUCUGAAAGAGAAACACAAGAAAUUAUCUUGCAGGGGUGUUCUUUGCCACAAGAUACAUCUCAUCAAUAUGCAAGAUUUGCAUCAUCUGUUUCUGAUAAUGUUGAACAUCCUUAUGCACAACUUCAAAAUGUUCAGAAGACUGAGGCUAGUCAAAUAAAUAGAAAUAAUGUUAAUCAAGUUACGAAUAUUGAAAAUCCAUCAACAUCAAUGGAUCAAUCAAAUGGAAAUCCAAUCGCACCACCAAGAACCCGACGAUCCUCCUCGCAUAAUUCGCUUCUUAAUUCCGAGACACAUGAUAUUCAGGCUGCUAACGCUAUCUCUGGUAGUGUUCAAGCUAAUCAAGAUUUGCCUUAUAUGACACCACCCCUUUUGAUGCUACUGCCACAUCCACCACAUCCCCAACACAAUAGUCCGCAACAGCAUUUCAGUGGAGACUCGCAAGAUUCGAAAGGUUAUACAAGCAUAAGCGUAAGGGAACCAUUAGCUAAUAUAAUAGCACAGACCAAAGCAACUUACAGACAAAAUCAAACUAUUCGACCAAUCACUGAUCCUCAUUAUGCCACUGUUUCUGAUGAUUCUGAUGAAAUGUAUGCCGCAAUUGAUGAGCAGGAUAAAGUAUAUACCAGCGGCAGCGAAACGUAUGCACAAAUUCAACCAAUGACAUCAGAAAUGCAACGACAAACACAACAUGAACAAAUAGUAUUUUGUCAGCCUCCGCGUGUAGAAGAAACACAUUCUGCACCUCAACCUCCAAGUGUCGACAGUUUACGUCAUGUUGCACACGCCCAUUCUAGGCAAGCGUCAUCCUCAAGUGCCAAUAGCUCUAUUAUCAAUCUUGGAUCUCCUAAACCGGAAAAACGUCAAGCAAAUUCUCCUCUACCACCGCCACCUGAAGCAAUCGCGGAAGGGUACGCAUCUAUUGAUAAAAAGAAUAAGAAUGAUGAUAGAUCAAAAUCUUCAUUAUCAGCGGGUAAAUCACUCGAGGAUAUGUAUGCGAAGGUGAUGAAAAAGAAAAAAGAGAUAGAGGAGCAACAGAAUGAUUCUCCAAGUUCUAACAACGCUUUACAUUCUGAAACAAAUACUUGCAGAAAAUUAAGUCUUAUAGAAAUCAGCCGAGCAUCAUGGUGCAGCCACGAAUCUGUAGAAAUACAAAAAAAAGAACCCGAUCUUGUAUCCACUAACAAUUCUACUAUAAGUAAUUUUCACGCAGAAGGUAACAAUAGCACUUCUUUAAGAUUGCCUAAAGUUGAUGCAGACGUGAUUUCGUCGCAUUUAGAAUUUGAUCAUGAAUAUGAAGCCGUUAACUCUAAUAAUAGUCAGAGAAACUCUGUUACGAGAAUCGUCGCGAAUUCAUCCAAUCCGAACUAUGAAAUGUUGCGUCUACAGUGUUUGCAAGAGAAUGACUAUCAAAGCGAUUCGAUAUCUGUGAAAAAUAACUCUGAUACAUAUUCAACACCAUUUAAGCAUAGACAAGUAAGUAACGCUAGCAGUGAUGAUCCCGGUUAUGAAAAGGUACGAUUGCGACAGCGAGAUGAAUUGGAUCAGGACACGGAUUCGGAGCCAAAUUACGAAAGCAUGCCGCAUGAUACGAACGAGCCAAACUAUGCGUCUGUUUGUCGGCUCGGUGACAGUGAUACGGACCCAAAUUACGAGUCUGUGAACCAUACCGAUCCGAAUUAUGAAAGUGUGAAAUACAUGAGUGUCGCUCAGAGUGAGGAGCCGCCAUAUGAGCAAGUGAAUAAUUUCUUAUUAGAUGCAAAUGCGGACGGUUAUGAGAAGGUAAAAAGUAAGAAAAAAAUGGAAACUGAUUAUGAAAAAAUAAGACUACAUAAUUCCUUGGAAAGAAUUAGCAACGGAGGAGAUACUGAUGACGAGCAAUACGUUCAAGUAUAAUGCUCUGAUUUGUAUUACUACGAGAUAUGUAUAAUAAUUAAAACUGUUUAGUGUUUUUUUAUGUAAUCUCAAGCUCAUUCAAAAUUGAAUGAACAAUUCGACCUUAAUUCUAAUGAGUGAUUUAUAACCAACGGGCGUUAAAUUGUAUAACGAGAAUAAGACUGAUAAAGACACAGUAAAAGUAAGCUUACAUGGCCUGUCCUAAAAGUAAUGAGACUAUUUUUGAUGCCAAUCAGAAUUGUUAGAGGGUAGAUCCAUUGGACGGAGCCAUUGAUGCAGGAUAUAUGUCAGAUAUAUCUACAGUCUAACCGUUCCCAGUUACCAUCGAACUUUUCUAGCAGUUGAUACCGUUUUAGUAAAGUUGUAAUUUUUGUAUCUUGUCAUAGUCGAAAAUUCAGCAAUCUCGAGCAGCGAUCAAAUUCUGCGUGAAACUGAGAAAAUCUGGUUCCAAAACGUUGAAGAUGUU